UAGAGGUAAGCUGUGGGCAACUAUCCAAAGGAGUGAGCCCAAGAACCAGGGGUCCCAAUAAAAGAAUUACAUUUUAUUAUUUGUAAAUGUCUAGGGAAAAGCGCAUCUUUGGGAUACUGUUAUUUUUAAUGAAGAUGACAAAUUCCAUGAGCAGUUAGAUUUGGGGGGGUUCGUUUUAGAGAUGGACUAAAUACACAUUUUUUAAAAAAAGACAUUCACAGUCAUCACGAUGCAGCGGCUGAAGCCACCGUCUGCGAUGCUGCCAUUACAGAUGAGUGCCAGCUCAAGUCAGAAGACCCCUAACUCUACCCCUUAAGGAAGAGUCACAGACACAGAGGUCUUCCAUCCACUGGUUCACUCCACAGCUGCAAUGGCCAGGCCUCGGCCAACUUGAAGCCAGGAGUCUGGAACGCCAUCUGGGUGCCCUAUGUGUGUGCAGGGGCCCAAACACUUGGGCCAUCUUCUGCUGCUUUCCCAGGCCACAACAGAGGGCUGGAUCAGAAGUGGUGCAGGCAGAGAGCUGGAUCAGAAGUGGUGCAGCUGGGACUCAAUCUGGCACUCACAUGGGAUGCCGACAUCACAUGCAGCAACUUAACUCAGUGUGCCAACCCCGACCUGAAACAUACUUUUUCCCUGCACCUGCAUGGGAGACCCGGAGGAAGCUCUUGGCCCUGAUGGGUGCAGCUCCGGCCGUUGCGGCCAUCUGGGGAGUGAACCAGCAGCUGGAAGACCUCUCUCUCUCUCUCUCCUCUCUCUCUGUUUCUACCUCUCCCUGUAACUCUUUCAAAUAAAAUAAAAUAAAUCUUUAAAAAAUACAAGUUUAUGUAUACAGAAAUAACUGCAAACACACAGAUAGCUUUCCACUUCUGACCUCCACCAGGGGCAGAGGGCAAGCCUCAGCGCGAAGACUCACUCUGGCACUCCUCCCACAGGGAAGGAGUGAGCUCUGCUACAUGACGCUCUCAGACAUCUCUGCUCUCUAACACACACACACCGCCAUCUGCCUUGGGGGAACCAGGACUCACCCUGUAUCCCCGUCACCGCGAUUUCUGUCUCGAAAGGGCCAGCCUUCCCUCCCUCACUCCUCCCACAGGCCCUGGACGGCUCCCACCCUUCGUCCCCUGGCCCUCCCCAGUGCCUGGAACCCUCGGAGGGAUCAGCCCACCGUCCAGAGCUCCCCUCUGCACACUCCCUCCACCCCAGUGCUCCAGCCGAAACCUGUCUCCCCUUGGCAUCCUGCGGCUGCUGCGCUCCCCCAGGCCUGGGCUGGCUUCUGUUCUAAGGCCACCACCUUUACUACCGAGCCUGCAAAUGGAACAGAUGUCCUCUUGCUUUCUCUGUGUCGCCGAGCCAUGUCCCCCGCAUCCCAAGUCCUACUUCCUAAUCUCACCUCUUGACAUCAUAGAGACCACCUGCCUCCCACUGCCCUCCCACACACACACUGUCGCUUCCCACUGGUACUGUCAAGACAUCCUACCUGACUUAGUUCCUGGCAAUUUCAAAACACACCUAAGUAGAGGAUCUGUCCACAGCUGACAGCCUUGCCAUCUAGCCCUUCUGCCCUCAGCCACUCACUCCCACAGUGCGUCCCUACACAGCCGAUUUCCCACACGGUCAUCUCUGAAGUCAGCGCUCACUCCCUCUGGACCCAACCACCUCUCCGCUCCAGCAGUACCUCUCACCCAGGGGAGCCGCCUUCUUCCCACUGUGCCGGGAUGCGUUCCUGCCUGUCCCCCCAACCCUCUCGUCCAGGCCCGUCCUUACUGUCUCUCACUCCCCCUCCUCAUGCAGGCCCGUCCUUACUGUCUCUCUCACACACACUCCCCCUCCUCAUGCAGGCCCGUCCUUACUGUCUCUCUCACACACUCCCCCUCCUCAUGCAGGCCCGUCCUUACUGUCUCUCUCACACACACUCCCCCUCCUCAUGCAGGCCCGUCCUUACUGUCUCUCACACACACUCCCCCUCCUCAUGCAGGCCCGUCCUUACUGUCUCUCUCACACACACUCCCCCUCCUCAUCCAGGCCCGUCCUUACUGUCUCUCUCACACACACUCCCCCUCCUCAUGCAGGCCCGUCCUUACUGUCUCUCACACACACUCCCCCUCCUCAUGCAGGCCCGUCCUUACUGUCUCUCUCACACACACUCCCCCUCCUCAUGCAGGCCCGUCCUUACUGUCUCUCACACACACUCCCCCUCCUCAUGCAGGCCCAUCCUUACUGUCUCUCUCUCUCACACUCCCCCCUCCUCACCCAGGCCCGUCCUUACUGUCUCUCUCACACACUCCCCCUCCUCACCCAGGCCCGUCCUUACUGUCUCUCACACUCCCCCUCCUCAUGCAGGCCCGUCCUUACUGUCUCUCACACUCCCCCUCCUCAUGCAGGCCUGCCCUUACUGUCUCUCUCACUCCCCCUCCUCACCCAGGAGCUCAGAACUCAACCCAGGACGCCCAUGUGGGUGGUGGGAACCCAGCAUGUGGGCCAUCACCACUGCCCCUCCUAACGCAGGCUCCCGCCUUAGCAGAGUCGGCACUGCCCCGGGUGCUCCCGACGUGGGACGCGGGCGUCUAAACAGGCGUCCUAACACGAUGCUGAACACCCACCCAGGAUUUUCAAUCUAGCUGAUUUAUUCACUGCAGUCGGCCAAGUGCCUAGAACACUGCCUGUUAAAGUAGAAUCUUAAUCAACACUUGUUGAAUGACCAAACAGCAGUUCCAGAGAGAAGUAACAGAGCACAGGAGAAAAAUCAGGAACAAAAUCAUUCCAGGGACUGCCCCAGAACUGAAGGACAAGAGUUCCCAAAACUGACAGGGCCCAGCGCCAAGCAUGGAACCUGCAACCACAUCACUGUGCGAUUCUGGAACACUAGUGAGACAAGACGAUAGGAUAGAAGCUUCCAGAAGGGGGAAAACAGGUCACAUCCAAAAGCUCAGGAAUUUAAAAUGUCCUUGAAAUUUUCAACAGUCAUACUAGAAGCAAGAGGACCAUGAAGAAAUGUCCUCUGAAGGAAAAAUGACCACAACCCAGAAUCCUGUAGUCAGCCGGACGAUUACCCGGGGGAAUGUGAAGAGCCUUCCAGGCCUGCAGUCCUGAGACUCACAGCCCACGUGCCCGUUUCCCAGGAAGUUCCUGGAAGCUGUACCAACACGAGAAUAAACAGGGCGUAACGGUGAGGAGGGGGAAGCGAACCUCAGUCCCAGGCAGGAGAAACCCCUGGGUGCCCACAGUGAUGCCACCCACCCUGCACCAGGCAGGCCGUCAGUCUGAGCGGGAGUCAGCUGCUCCAAGACGCAACACCCGGGACCAGCAGAAUGACCGGAUGCCUCGGCAGACAUCAGGCGGAUGGAAGCUGCUGCUGCCGCCUCUGCGGUGAGUGAGUGGCGUGCAGGUGGAGCACCAGGCAAGUGGAAAGACGGUGUUCACCUCACAGAAAAUGAGUGAUUGUGAAGGAGGAGAAAGGCGGCUCAGAACGCAGGACGGCUCCCCUAGGAGCUGGCUGAAAAGUUCUAACGACAUACACAGCCUGGAAUGGCACUUCCUUCAUUAGCAGCAGAAGGCAGCGGGAGAGACACAUGGCAGGGAUCGGAGAGGAAAGACGGCUAAGCUCGUCUCCCCAGAGGGAUGUCCACAGAGAAUGCCCGAAACACAACAGUCACGUUCCAGAGUUACCCGAGGACGGCACACACCCAGAGAAUCAGACUAAGGAAUGGAGCAGGCAUGGUCAGGGGGACGGAGAAGGAUCCCUCCAGGAGGCUGCUGUCUUCACAGCAAACUUGGCAGAACCACAGAAGUUAUUAGACUGAACAUCUUUAAAUUUAACAAACGGGAAGCAAAACAAGAAUUUUUUUAUCCUUUAAAUCUCACUCGAAUAUCAACGUUUGAAAUAAGCACAAUUCUUUCUAAAAAACAUUUCAGUUGGCCAACAUUUUACAAUAUAAUGUCAUUAAACUUAGUAUUAUCUCCGAGUAAGAAUCUUCUUACCUGUGACAGUAGCUCCUCCUUUUCCCCAGCAAGUUUUCGUAGCCUUACAUCUAAAACAAAUGUAAAAGGUUGUGAACUAAAUUUGUAAUGAAGAAUAAAUUUGUAUGAAAAAUAAUUCUUCAAAUUCAUAAACAGCAAGUAUUAUCUGAUCAGUUACAUUACAGCUCUGAAUAUCAAAGAAAUAAAGGCUCUAAUGCAAUUACAGAGGAAUACUUAAUUUGUUGGGGCACCAAAUACAUUUGCUCCCCAAAACAUUUUCCCACUUUCUUAACGACAAGCCAAAGUACAAAAGAGAGAAGCUUCGUGUUUUAAAAAUCUGCAUGCUUUCACCAGCACGCAGGCAACUCAAAUGCCAUGGGUGCCGUCCCAAGCUCAAGCCCUCCCUCACUCAGCGAGGGCAAUCAAAGCACUUGAAAGUAGACAGAGGGGACCGGAGCUGUAGCAGGUAGGGCCGCUGCCUGCAGGACCAGCAUCCCAUUUGAGCACCGGUUCAAGUCCCGGCUGCUCCUCUUCUGAUCCAGCUCUGCUAUGGCCUGGGAAAGCAGUAGAAGAUGGCCCAAGGCCUUGGGUCCCUGCACCCGCGUGGAAGACCCAGAAGAAGCUCCUGGCUCCUGGCUUGGAUCAGCGCAGCUCAAGUUGUUGUGGCCCAUUGGGAAGUGAACCAGCAGAUGGAAGACCUCUCUGUCUCUCCUUCUCUGUCUGUGUAACUCUUUCAGAUAAAGAAAUCUUAAAAUAGAUAAAUAAAUAAAGCAGACAGAGGGUGGGAGUGGGACAAGGCACAGGAAGAAGAGGGAGCUGGACUAAAGAAAACAGAGGAAUACAACGCUGCAAAUGGCCAAGUCCCACAAAGCCAGCAGAGGGAGGGGGGGGGACCGACUCUCCGAUGUGGUCCAAGGGCGAAUCUGAGGUUUGGAAGCAGGACGCUGAGGGUUGGCUCCUGGCCUGUCAGACGAAAGGGUUGCUUCUUCACAAGCCUGCAUUAAAAUAGGCCCCCUGGGCUGAGCAAACACCAGGAGUUCAGUUAAAGCAGCAGCUGACACUUGGCCAACCAAGCCCCACCACCAGUCAGGAUCAGGGCCAAAGUGAGUCUGGUUUCUCCGGCAUCUUCCACACAUGGAGAGGUCCACUCUCUAGCUCCCUCGCGCUCGGCACACUCUCUGCUUCACUGAAGCGCUCUACAGUCAAACUUCAGGAUUGAGCACAUCACAGAAUGUGCCUGCUGACUUUUCAAAUGGUUUUCAGCCUCCACUGUUAGUGUCUCAUACGCCUCCAGGCAACCUAUGCAUACAUGAACACGAGCUGGGGAAGACUGCUUCUUCAUAAACAAAAGUGAGGUGAUGACACAGUAUCUGUGUCGUUUUUCUUCCUCUGGUGUAGGGUCCUGGGCUGCAACGGUUGGCCCCCUUUGUGGCUGACAGGGGCAGCUAUCAUUAGACCCCAAAAGGGUUGGAUGAGAGGCUAAGAGGCUUAGACUGUCACAGGCUUAGAAACCGUGUUCUGGAUGUCCCACUCCUCUGACGUCUGUCUUCCUGUCCUCUGUUUUGUGCAUUAAGAAAUGUGCAGGCAAAGGGCUACAGAGCUCUGGGGUACGCAGUGGAAGAAGACAUUUAAAACACACAUGCGAAGGGUUCUGCCAGCCCACUGCUUCCCUGGGACGGGAGUGCUAGACGGUCUCUGCAGGAAGUCUGCAGAAGCGAAAAGGCAGUUCAUGUAAACCCACGGUGCUUCUGCCCAGAGGACCCACAGCCACAGUUACCGGGACCCAGGUGCUACUUCCCCAAGGCCAAAGGUGCUAGUGCCCAGAUUCUUCCAGUGAAGCGUCGAGGUCAGUCUCAGGCCUUGCGCUGUCUGCGUUUUCCAAGCUGGGAUGUUGACAACAAGCUGGAAGCCCGACAGGGCGACAUUAACCCAAGUCACCAGAACAGGCAGUGUCUUACCUAGUGGCCCUUCGCCUGCUGACUCCAAGACCUGAGCAGCUUCCUGAGACACAACGGUGAUGGCUCCAACCACUGGUUCGUGAUUGACAUCACCAUUGGGAGUGCCAUCGGGAAUUAUAACUAAGCCAUGUUUCUGUGGGAAAGAAAAAACCCACCAUCACAAACGAUGCGCACGCCAAGCAGUAAGCGCUGUGAGGUCACUCUGCAACAACACACGCUUGCCACAGCACAACCUGCUUAGAAUCGGCAUGUGAAGAAGAGCUCUGCGGAAAAACACGCUCCUACCAGGUCUGAACGGGGGAACAGGCUGCUGGUGGACUGGCACGAGAGACGCCAGGACGAGAGAAGACAGACAGAGGACAGCUGCGGGCUCAUGCUAACGUACCUCUCCGGUCUGCACUGUCUCCCGCAGGUCAGCCAGCUCCUCUCGGAGCGCAUCGCGCUCAUCCCUGAGGCAGGCAGCGUGUUCCUUCUGUUUCUCUAGGGCCUGGUUUCAGGCGGGGUAGCGAGGGAAAGAAUGGCACAGAAAAGAGCAAGUGAAAGGUAACUAAUUCCAACCAGCAGAGACAAGGGCAUCAAAAAGCAAGGAAGCAGUUACAGCUUGGAAACCAGCAGUCAGGGAGAGAAGAAACACAGAAGAGUCUACACAUGAAGUGGUCCUCGUGCAGCAAUUUGGGCCUGGGACGCAGCGCUGAUGCUUCGAGUACCGGAGUUCUCAGCACUCACGUGGGAAAGCUGGAACAAGUCCAGGCUCCCGGGCAUCUGGGGAGUGAACCAGCGGACGGCAGCACUGCUGCUCACACACCCUACCACUCAAAUCAAAACAAACUAAGCAAAAAACACGAGAAUUCCCUGCACGUCCUCAUCCCACAACUGCUGGGCUGAGGAGGACAGUGAGGCAGGAACAUGCUUUGGUGAUCCGUGAGAUAUCAGUUUCCUUUGAUUAUGUGAUAAAAUAUCCACACUUCAAACCAUGCCAAGCAGUGUGUGCAGGAAUCUGACAGCUGAGCUAGUAUAUUUUUCAUAUACUUAAUCUUUUCUGCCAGCAUUUGCAAUAAGUCAAGAUGAACUACAACAAGUAACUUUUCUCUGUCGAUGACUGGGUUUAGAAGUGGGGCAGGGACGGUGCUGUGGCUUAGCAUAUAGAGCCACCGCCCGUGACACCAGCAUCCCAUAUGAACACUGGUUCUUGUCCUGGCUGCCCCUCGUCUGAUUCAGCUCUCGGAGAACGUGCCUAGGGAGAGCAGCAGUCAUCCAAGGGGGAGGCGCAGAUGAAGCUCCUGGCUACUGGUUUUGGCUUGGCCCAGCCCUAGCUGUCCUGGCCACUGGGAAGUGAACCAGUGGAUGGAAGGAGUGUGUGUGUGUAUGUGUGUCACUCUUUCUCUCUGACUCGGCCUGUAAAAUAAAUGCAUCUUUAAAAAAAGGACAACUGCUUCAUUAACUGACAGCUGAAUAGUUGAAUAUUUUAAAAUAUCAUUACAAUCAUUCUGCAACCAAUUUGAGAAUAAACAAAGAAGGAGUGGUAACAAGUACCACGUAUGUGGCAUAAAUUAUAUCACAGACAUAAUAUAUGUCUGUAUCAUAUAUAUCAGAUACAAUUUCUCCCUUACACAUAUCACCUCCUUGACAUUUCCUAUAAUGUACUACUAUGUCUUAUCCUUAUUUUACAAACUGGAAAACUGAGACUGAAAAAGACGAAUUUGUUUGUUUUUGUCCAAAGUCACAGUAAGUUUUAGAAAUGCCAGAAAAUUGAUCCAGUUAGUUUUGGUUUCAAAGCUCGUGCAAACAGUUUUUUAUAUCCAGUCCCACGAAGGCUGCAUCAUGUUCCUAUCAGACCAGCUGAUGG
Molecule: messenger RNA, 7761 nt
Organism: Oryctolagus cuniculus (rabbit)
Lineage: Eukaryota; Metazoa; Chordata; Mammalia; Lagomorpha; Leporidae
Source: RefSeq, a predicted model, not a curated record